AUGUUCUCGCCCUCAAGCAGGCAUUUAUUCUUGUCGACUCAGCUGAGGAGACUACAAAGCACUUUGGUAGUUGCAGAACAUAAUAAUGAAGUGCUAUCAGCAGCUACGCAAAACACUUUAAGUGCUGCUAAGAAAAUUGGUGGGGAUAUUUCUGUUUUGGUAGCAGGAACUAAGUGUGGACCUGCUGCAGAGAAGAUAGCCAAAGCUAAUGGAAUUUCUAAGGUCCUAGUUGCAGAAAGUGAUGCCUUCAAGGGUUUCACUGCUGAAAGCCUGACACCCCUCAUUUUAGCCACACAGAAGCAGUUCAACUUCACGCAUAUCUUGGCUCCAGCCACUGCUUUUGGCAAGGCUGUAUUGCCUAGAGUAGCUGCUAAGCUUGAUGUCUCACCUAUUACAGAUAUUAUUGGGGUUAAAGAUGCAAAUACAUUCAUCAGGACUAUUUAUGCAGGUAAUGCUGUUCUCACUUUGGAAGCUAAAGAUGCAAUCAAAGUGAUCACAGUUCGAAGCACUGCAUUCCAGCCUGAGCCGCUGGAAGGUGGCUCUGCUGCAGUUGAAAAGGCACCUGAGGGAGAUUACAAAAGUGACCUUGUCGAGUUUGUGUCCCAAGAGCUCAGCAAGUCUGAUAGACCUGAGCUGACUAGUGCCAAAAAUAUUAUUUCUGGAGGUCGCGGUCUGAAGUCUGGUGAUAACUUCAAGCUGUUGUACGAUCUAGCAGACAAGUUGAACGCUGCUGUGGGAGCGUCUCGCGCUGCAGUCGACGCCGGAUUCGUAGCCAACGAUUUGCAAAUUGGUCAGACUGGCAAGAUUGUCGCUCCUGAUCUAUACAUUGCUGUAGGUAUCAGCGGUGCUAUCCAGCAUUUGGCUGGUAUGAAGGACUCAAAGACAAUUGUCGCCAUCAAUAAGGACCCUGAGGCACCUAUUUUCCAGGUAAGCGACUACGGUCUUGUCGCCGAUCUGUUCAAGGCCGUUCCCGAACUCACAUCCAAGUUGUAA
Molecule: messenger RNA, 993 nt
Organism: Arctia plantaginis
Lineage: Eukaryota; Metazoa; Arthropoda; Insecta; Lepidoptera; Erebidae
Source: the annotation of a GenBank genome assembly